GUCUGUGGUCCAACUGGCUUCAGAUGGUGUGUGUUAUGUGCGUGUGCCUGCCUCCUGAGUGUGAGACAAGCUGGGAUCAUGAGCCAGGGUUGUUCCAAGUGGUUUUAAUCAGCAGCCCAUUAGAGGAGAACGGAAAAUUUCAAACAGGGUAAGAACCAAGUUGUUCCAGUACCUCCAUGGGAAGGCGUUCCCCAAACCUCUGCUCCUCUGGAACUCGUGACUUCUUGCCUGUUACCAGGAAAACACUCACUUUUUCCCAUAGAAAUGGGAAAAUUCAUGCUAGCUUUGAGUAAAAUGUGCCUCUGAACUUCUUUUACCCUGGCAAGACGUGGCUACUUGGACUGCACCUGCAAUGUGGCAAAGGGGAAAGUGAGGCCAUGGUUUGUGGGCAAGUCCUCAGAUGCCGCAGGCUUUGUCGCCCUCGUCCCUUCCUUCUGGCCUUAGUGGUGGCCCUCUGUCUGUUCUGCCAGACCCUGACUCCUCUCAUGACCAGCAGCAUCCUUUCAGCAGUUGUUAAUGGGAUUGCACCCAACAAACUGACUAAAACACAGCGAGGAAGAUACAAGGAGGUCUACCCAAGCACCAUUCACUGCUUCAUCCCUGGCAGCAUUUCAGAGACAGUGAAAAAGAUUGAUGCCUCCAUUCUCCAGUACUUUGGAAGCCACACGAGAAGAGCAGUUCUCUAUGCACCUCCUGCUCACCAUGAAACUGACCGUCAGCUCUGUCAGCGCAUCCUGACAAAACAUGGAUAUACAGUCACAGUCCUUGAAAACAGAAGACUGGUGGAAGAUCUGAGGCUUGAGGGCCCUUCUCGCAGUGAUAUGAACCCUUGGGAUCUUUUCAUCUGCUUAUCUUCCAGAGAAAAUGGUGGUACGGGCUGCUUUCAAACAGAAGAUUUGCGUAAUUUAGAGCUUUUCCAGAAGGUAAACCUACUUCCAGAAAUCCAGCAUUUUCUUUGCAGAAAAGAGGGAUUAUGCCAGAUAACAAAAGCCUUUUCAGACCUGCAGCUCCCAUUUGUCACCCCAGACUGUUCUGGUCAGCCUGUACUGUCAAGGGCCAGCACCACAAGAAAUGUGUCCCAGGGCAGCAGCGCAGUCACUGAGCAGGCACGUGCCUCCCAUCUGCAGCACUGGUGGAAGCAGAGUAUGAGCACAAAGCUGAAUGAAGUAUCAACUACAUCAAACCACAAGGACAUCCUUAAAGCUCAAGACCUUUCUGUAAUCAUCAAAGCCUAUGUGCUUGUGACAUCCUUAACACCUCUGCGGGCAUUCAUUCAUUCAACCACCACUGUCUGGCAUCCACCCAAGAAGAAACAUUUUACCCUAAAGCUGCAAAGGUUUUUUGAGAUAUUCUUCAGAAACAGUUCUCCCCAACAAGCCUUCAACAACAUGAAGGAGGUUAUAAACAAACUUCUACUUAUAACUGAGGUCUUCAGCAAAUCCUCUACCUCAGGACAAAAUUCUUUCAAUCAAUGCAGCCAGUGUUUUCAAAUGCUAACCUUUGACAUUGGAUUUGGCAUGUCCAUACACCCAGUAGUUCUAAAGGUACAUGAAAACUUUGACUUUCAAAUUGAGAAUGAAUUGACUAUUCAGGACCAAAUUUCCAAAGAACUUCUUUUUGAAGAUACAUUUAAAUUUCUCUUAUCUAAUGAAUCCUCAACAUCUAGUUUCAUAGAAGCUUUGCAAAAAAUAUAUGGAUCAUCUGUGAGCAAGGACAGAACAUACAGCAGAGAAGAUGAGCAAUGUUUCUCUUUGGAAGAGAUAAAUUCUAUGAUUACUUUUAUAAAGGAGCUGAAGAGUCUUGGACAAUUUGAGCUGCUUUUCCCUUCAUCUACACCCAAGAUCCAAAUGUUGCUGCGUGACCUUUAUCGAAUGGCAGACCCAAUGAGGCAGCUUAGUUCUGUCCUGACUGUGCAUUGGUUGCUUUCCAAUGUCCUUCAACAGUUCCAGUUCAUGAAUAAAGAGACACAUACAAAUCUUUCUGAGUGCUUUGAUGCGUUUGUAUAUAAGAACACUUUUCCUGAAUUUCUUCAGUUAAAGCAACUUUCCCAAGAAAAUAUGAGUCCUAAGCAGAAUUAUACUUCUGACUUCAGGAAGAAUCAUGAAGCAUUGCAUUAUCCCAGUAAGACUGGAGAAAGACAAUGCAGUUAUGAUAAAGAUACCCUAUCUCAUAUCAGACAGAUCUUCACCAGUCCACAGCUGGAUUUGAAUCCUCAGUUUAACCCAAGGAUCAGAGAAUACUAUGCAGAAGUGCCAUUUGACAUGGUGACAGUGAAGAUAGGAGCAGAACCCUCUAACUGUCAGUGCCAUGUACACCUCGAUGACAAGAAAGGGCCAAGCAUUGCUAACUACCCCCUUGGCCUUGGACUGAACAAAGUCAUCAUUGUCUUAACGGAUGAUUCGCAGCCCAGCCCUGAGGUUGUAAGCAGCUACAAAGUCACAAUUUAUCGAGAAGACCGCCCUAGUCUCCCUUUGUUUGAGGACUAUAUGAUGUGUGGGUUUGUGCAGGACUGUGGCUCCAAAAUUCUCCCGGAAGAGUCCUGUGGCUUGCAGCCUCUUUCUCAUGAAUACCUCUCAACAAUUUCACAGAAAGUGCUUAAGACCUGUGAAGCUGGAGACACGAAAGGGCAAUGGAUUGUCCCUUGCCUCAGCUGCUCUGACAACAGGACCUGUGACUGGAGAGAAAUAACCUGGCAGCCCCACGGCUGCCAAUACUCUGUGCUGGCCAAGCCUGAGCUCCAGCGCUGCGUGGAAGGCAGAAGGAUUCUUUUUAUAGGUGACUCAACUAACAGAGGCAUGAUGUAUUAUCUAAUUGAAAGAGUGAAUAAGACUCUUCAGGAAUGGCAGAAGACUCAUGAUGUUAAAUGUUAUCACAAUAUCAAUGAGGGGAAAACAUUUAUCAGUUACUCCUACUACCCCCAGUUCUGGAUGAAUGCAAACCAGAGGCCAACUUUUGAAAAAGCACUAGAACAGCUGCUGCAGAGAUCACGUCCCCUGGAGAACACACACCAGACCGUGUUAAUUGUAGGUGGUGUUCAGUGGCUUAACUCCAAUCACCUGCAAAUUAUUCAAAAGGUGUUGAACAGGGAAAAUCUAUCAAACAUCCUGGUAAUUGUCAAAUCCAUAGGGAUGGGCUUUCACCUUCCAGUGGAUGGAGUCCAUUCUCUAUCACAGGCAGAAGUGCAAAAAUUGUGGAAUGAAAACUUGAUUAUUCUGGAUACAGCAAAAAAUUUGGGCUAUGAAGUGGUUGACACAUUUGUCAUCACCAUGGGACGUUACAAAGAAUUCCUGCGAGGGAAGUGCGGCUGCCAUUUCCAUGAGGUGGUGAAAUCCAAUCCCUCUGAAGAAAGGCCACACAUAACAAUGACGUUAUCGAGGCACUAUACACUGGGGAAAUAUUUCGGCAGUCAAAGCAAACCAUCACAACUGCAGGACUAUGCAACAAAUUCUCAGUCCCCAUAUCAUGUCCGAGGUCCAAUAAAUCAAGUGUAUUCUGAAAUCCUUCUCAGCAGGCUCUGUGCAAGUAAGAGGCAGUUUGUCAGCACAUAGCCUCUCUUGGAUAUAGCACCGAGACUAGAGAAGUGCCACUGCCUGAGUGACAGUUGAAGGACCACAGUGGAUUUAUUAUAUGCUUCCUUGAUUGACUGCAUGCACACAAAGAGAGUUUGGAACGUAUUUUUCCAAAAACCUUGUGAAAUUAAGAUAAGCCCUGGUGACUCUGUUGUGUGAAAAUGGAAGAUGGAGAGUUGCAAAGGAGAGAAGAGGGGAAGUUACUUGAACUGUUUCCAAAGACUAGAAAAGCUGUAGUUCAAGCAAGUGUGUAUUAUUGAUAGUAAAAAGAGAUCUAUAUAUUGACUUGAACAUUUGGAAAGGGCUGUUUUAGGUCUUCAGCACUAUCUAGUUUUCUAUUUAUAGAGACACUGUAAUAUUUGAAUGUAUUUAGAAACUGACUACAUUCCAUUUGAAAGAGUUUUAUUUAAUGUGGACAGGUUUCCCUUCCAUAUCAAAUCUUUUCUGUUUAGACAUUUGGUUUGUAGAAUCUGAAAAUGUCUAUUAGCAUAUUACUGGUGAUGCUGAGUUUUGAACUCUAGUAUUCUUAGUGAAAACACAUCUCUUCUUUGUAACUUAGAUGGAACAGAUAUCUACUUUUUUGCAUGUUCAGAAGCUAAUAGGGAGAUAGGUAACCUACACUUGAGAUUGAUUGUAACAGUCUCAAUGUAACAUGUAAGUAUAGUAAAUUUGUUGACAUAAAUUUAUUUAUGGUCCCAGUUUAGGAGGGUGUCCAUAUGCAGGAAGAAUGCUUAGAUAAGUGCUUCAGUGUCUACCUUGGUCUGUAAGCCAAUCAAGUACUCUUCCUGCACGGAAGUGCCAUUUCUUUAAUGAUUUUUUAUAAAAUACUUGCCAAUGUGUGAAGCCAGUACCACAAACAUAACAAAAAUCCAACUUGCAAGCACACAAGAAUUUCAGGAUCUGGUAAUUCAUCUAUCGUAAGAAGUGUGUGAUGUGAUGGCAGCAAAAUACACUGCCAGCAUCUCUUGCUUGGCACAGAUAAGACCUUCUCUGAAUGCCCGUUUCAGUUCAGACCUUCUUUGAACUGCAGUUUCAUGCUGUAGCCCAGCUACAUUCCCAGUGUUUGCAGACCUUCUGUGAGUGACACUCCAGGGAGAAGCUGUGUGCUGGUCCCACAGCACUGGCAGCUCACUCAUUCACAGCUGUAGUGCCCAAUGAGAAACCGUGCACAAUGCAGGAUUAGCUGCUGGGUGAAAGGUUAGUGGCAGCCCACGGGACUGCUAUUCCUACAAAUUAUCCAGUUAUGGAUUUUUAUUCCUCCAGUCACACAGCAGGCAAUCAAGGCACCACUCUACCACCAUGCAUUAGAGAAGGGUGUUUUAACCAGGCAAGUGCAAGUCUAACUAAGGAUCUGCUGAGUUCUAUGUUGUGCUUCCCUAUCACAAUUUUGCAUAUAAUCCUCCACUAGCUUCUAUUUUGGGAAAGGAAGCCACAAGUAACGUCAGGGAAUAAACAUAUUGUAGCAAGGAACUAAUGAUCAUCUUACAUGCCUUAGUAGCACACAGAGGGGCUACCCUGUAUAGAAGUAGGGCUAAUAAUUCAUGGCACAACAUUUAGUAUUUGCCUAAGAUCCUGUAUCUACCAACAGUCUGGAUGCUCAGCUAUAGUUUUGUGAAUUUGUGCUUCUUCAGGUAAGAUAUGUAAAGUUAUAAUAGGAAAUUGUCAUGCAAUAUGGAGUUUGGAAUCCUAGAUGACAUAGAGUAUCCUCCAAAAUAGGAUCUGGAAUACCUAAUUUAAGGCACCUUUCUGUAUAUUGAAAAAGCUCCUAAUUUAGAUAAUGACAAAAUUAUUGAGAUAGUAUGAUUGUUUCUGUAUAAUAUGCUGCUGAUUGCUUACAGCAAAUAUCCCCAAAUUUCAUUGUAAGGUUUUCCCCAGCAUGGAGAUCUACAUGAAAAAUGGGUCGGGAGCUGUGUGUAAAUACUGAAAAUGUCAGCAUUUGGUUUUGAGCAAUAUGAUUAUCUAAAGAAUAUAAUUGUAUGUAAAUGAUGUAAUAUAUUCUUUUGGGUCUGAAAAUCCAGGGCUGCAUGGCCUUAAAGCUGAAGGAUAGAAUAUCAUCAUUAAUAUUAGUAGAUGCAAAAUAAAGCCAGAUGUCUUUGGUAUUAAGAUGAUUGAUGACAGGUGCAUUAUAGUUCUGCUUCUGAUAAGAUUUUUAUUGCAGCUCAUUUAAAUCCACAUGCUGUUACUGUUCUGAACACAAAUCUUUUUAAUGCAUUAACUGGGUUUUAUGUUUUUGUUUAUUUUGGUGUUUUGGUUGGUUUUUUUGUUUUUUUGGUUUUGGUUUUGUUUUUGCCAAAACCUAUUGCUGAAGCAUCAGCUUAGUGAGUACAGGAAAGAGCUGACUUAUAUUACACUGUAGUGGAUACCAGUGAUUGUGCAAUUCAUCAGUUCUGGUUUUACCACAAAAUGGUUUACAUGUGCUAUACGCCCAGAUGUCUUAAUGCUUUCAAAAUCUUAAUAUUUUUCAAAUUUAUUAAGUGCAUAUUUUCCUGUGCAUUUUCUAUUUUUUACAUGUCUAUGUACAUUUAUUUGUCUGUACAAAGUCAUUGGUACAAUUUGCAAAUUGAUCUUUAUUUAAACGAGUUCUUUGAAUAAGCUUUUUCCAACACUAUGUAUGAUCCAUGUAGUCUGAGGAAUAAACAAAGGAUACUAAGCUACAUUUUUUUUACUUAACUUUAAAAUAUAUCUAGUAUCUCUAUGUAUAUGAAAGAUGAGAGUUGAGAUUGACAUGCAAGGAUUGCUUGCUCAUAUGCAUUAAAAUUUAUGGAUUAAGUCAAAAAAGGAUGACUGUGUUUGAAUUCCAGUGAGAUCACGUGUUGCUGUCUACAGUUUACUCUAGAACUAUUAUAUCUGCUGUAACAUUGUACCUGAAUAAACACUGCAGUGUUCCUAUA
Sturnus vulgaris (Common starling) is the source of this 6460-nucleotide messenger RNA. NCBI's taxonomy places the organism in Eukaryota, Metazoa, Chordata, Aves, Passeriformes, Sturnidae. The record is from RefSeq and is a predicted model, not a curated record.